Messenger RNA from Xenopus tropicalis (tropical clawed frog), 1434 nucleotides. Its product is annotated as cleavage stimulation factor subunit 3-like. NCBI's taxonomy places the organism in Eukaryota, Metazoa, Chordata, Amphibia, Anura, Pipidae. The transcript is spliced from 15 exons. Gene Ontology annotation, biological process: RNA processing; mRNA 3'-end processing. Gene Ontology annotation, cellular component: mRNA cleavage stimulating factor complex; nucleus. The record is from RefSeq and is a predicted model, not a curated record. Bases 1 to 1419 code for a protein of 472 amino acids.
AUGACAGUUUCAUCCCCAAAGCAACAGCAAACGGCUGCUGAAUAUGCUCCGGAAAAGGUGAAGAAAGCGGGAAAGAAAUUGGAAGACAAUCCGUAUGACCUUGAUGCAUGGAGCAUUCUCAUUCGCGAGGCACAGAAUCAGCCUAUAGACAAAGCACGGAAGACAUAUGAGCGACUUGUUGCCCAGUUCCCGAGCUCUGGCAGAUUCUGGAAACUUUACAUUGAAGCAGAGGUAAAAGCUAAAAAUGAUGACAAAGUUGAAAAGCUGUUCCAGAGGUGCCUCAUGAAAGUCUUGCACAUAGAUCUGUGGAAAUGCUAUGUGUCCUAUGUGCGGGAAACCAAAGGGAAACUGCCAAGCUACAAGGAGAAAAUGGCACAGGCAUAUGACUUUGCGCUUGAUAAAAUUGGCAUGGAAAUCAUGUCCUAUCAGAUAUGGGUCGACUACAUCAAUUUCCUGAAAGGAGUAGAAGCUGUGGGAUCUUAUGCUGAGAACCAAAGAAUUACGGCCGUCCGCAGAGUUUACCAGCAAGGCUGUGUCAACCCCAUGAUUAACAUCGAACAGCUUUGGAGGGAUUACAACAAGUAUGAAGAGGGUAUCAACAUCCAUUUGGCAAAGAAAAUGAUUGAAGACAGAAGUAGAGAUUACAUGAAUGCAAGAAGAGUUGCAAAGGAAUAUGAAACAGUGAUGAAAGGUCUGGAUCGCAAUGCUCCUUCCGUGCCUCCUCAAAACACACCCCAGGAAGCACAGCAGGUGGAAAUGUGGAAAAAAUAUAUACAGUGGGAGAAGAGUAACCCUCUGCGAACAGAGGACCAGACCCUAAUAACAAAAAGAGUUAUGUUUGCAUAUGACCAGUGUUUGUUGGUACUGGGACAUCAUCCGGACAUCUGGUAUGAAGCCGGACAAUACCUUGAACAAUCUAGCAAGCUGCUUGCUGAAAAAGGGGACAUGAACAACGCUAAACUGUUCAGCGACGAAGCUGCCAAUAUCUAUGAGCGGGCAAUCAGUACACUUCUAAAGAAAAACAUGUUGCUGUAUUUUGCCUACGCAGACUACGAAGAGAGCCGAAUGAAGUAUGAAAAAACACACAGCAUAUACAACAGAUUACUCGCCAUAGAAGAUAUAGAUCCCACCUUGGUCUAUAUUCAGUACAUGAAGUUUGCUAGGAGAGCUGAGGGCAAAUCUGGGAGAAUGAUUUUCAAGAAAGCCAGGGAAGAUCCCAGGACCCGUCAUCACGUUUACGUCACUGCAGCCUUAAUGGAGUAUUACUGUAGCAAGGAUACAUCGGUGGCCUUCAAGAUUUUUGAGUUAGGACUAAAGAAAUAUGGAGACAUCCCUGAAUAUGUCCUUGCCUACAUAGAUUAUUUGUCUCACCUUAAUGGUAAGUUACGUGAAUACAUUUUAUUUAUUGUAAAAGUGUAAUGGUUUGUUCGCUUA